Naegleria gruberi is the source of this 1224-nucleotide messenger RNA. RefSeq lists its product as uncharacterized. Lineage: Eukaryota; Heterolobosea; Eutetramitea; Acrasida; Naegleriidae. Gene Ontology annotation, molecular function: single-stranded DNA binding; single-stranded DNA helicase activity; ATP binding. Gene Ontology annotation, biological process: DNA replication initiation; DNA strand elongation involved in DNA replication; DNA replication. The transcript has a single exon. Gene Ontology annotation, cellular component: MCM complex; nucleus. The record is from RefSeq and is a predicted model, not a curated record. Bases 1 to 1224 code for a protein of 407 amino acids.
AUGAAAGUAGCAACUUAUAAAUGUGAUACAUGUUCUGGAAUGAUUUAUCAAACAAUUAAUCAAACAUCAUUCAUUCCAAUUGAAACAUGUGUACAAAAAGAAUGUAAAGGAAAUUUAUUACAACAAACAAGAGAAUCAUGUUUUGUUAAAUUUCAACAAUUAGUUAUUCAGGAAAUGUCAGAUGAAGUACCAACUGGACAUAUACCUAGAACUAUGAGAGUUGUUAUGAGAGGUGAAUUAACUAGAACAUGUACACCUGGUGAUUCAAUUACUUGUUUUGGUAUAUUUUUACCUUAUCAAGUGAGUAGUGGUAAUAGUGGUGGUGGUAGAAAUAAUCAUCAUCAUUCAGGAGGAGGACCUGUUGCAACAACCUAUUUAGAAGCACAUUCAAUUUUAAAACAUAAGAGAAGAUAUACAGAUUUAAGUGAAUUGAGUGAACAAGAACAAGCACUAAUGAUUAAAAUUGAUUCAGAUAUUAGAAAGAUGGGACAUGAUCAAUGGUAUGAUAAAUUAUCAAAAUCAAUAGCACCUGAAAUAUAUGGACAUGCCAAUGUUAAAAAAGCACUUUUAUUAAUGUUAAUUGGAGCACAAACACGUGAAACUAGAGGAUUAAAAAUUAGAGGAGAUUUAAAUGUAAUUUUAAUGGGUGAUCCAGGUGUUGCAAAAUCUCAAUUAUUACGUUUCAUUUCACAUAUAUCACCACGUGGUAUUUAUACAACUGGUAAAGGAUCAAGUGGAGUUGGUUUAACUGCAGCUGUUAUUAAAGAUCCACUUACAAAUGAAUUAAUUCUAGAAGGAGGUGCAUUAGUAUUAGCAGAUAAUGGUAUUUGUUGUAUUGAUGAAUUUGAUAAAAUGGAAGAAUAUGAUAGAACUGCACUACAUGAAGUUAUGGAACAACAAUCUGUUUCAAUUGCUAAAGCAGGUAUUACAACUACUUUAAAUGCACGUACAUGUGUAUUAGCUGCUGCUAAUCCUGCAUAUGGUCGUUGGAAUACUAGAAGAUCUGUUUCUGAAAAUAUUAAUUUACCACCUGCUCUAAUGUCACGUUUUGAUUUGAUGUUUUUACUUUUGGAUAAACAAAAUAAUGAAUUGGAUAUGAAUUUAGCAAGACAUAUUACUUUUGUACAUCAAUUUUCACAAAUACCAUCUAAUAAUUCAAAUACUAACAAUUCAAAUAAUACUACUACUACUGGUAAUUCAAAUGAAGAAGAUGAAGAAGAAUAA